UUUGACGACUACCAUCUUUUCGACUUUCGUCGCCUGUUUCCUCAUCAUGUCAGAAGAACAACCAUCGGAUAGUGGGUCUACACGCUCAGGCCAUCUAGGAAAAACAUGGGAAAUUGCCGUUGUUAUUGCAGUGGUCGUCGUUGUCGUCCUAUCCACAAUAACUGUCGUAAUCACCUAUCGUCGGAGACGCAGACGAAGACAACAAGAAGUGGAUUCGGAGACUGGGAAGAUGUCCUUGUCGUCCGCAGCUAAGAGAGGCGGAAUGGCCGCAACGCCGUGGGGAUUCAAUAGUAAAAGAGAAAGGCCGAGUCAGGUUGAGAAUGUGGUUGAGAAUGAGAUGGCAAAGCUGUCUCCACCUCUAUCAAGUGAACCACCUCGUCCGUCAAGGACUGCAAAUUCAGACACCUCAUCAUCGCAGAAACCAAAGUACUAUUGGAAUGAGCGGUGAUUCGUGAGAGGUAUUCUUUUAUGACCUCUUUCUUCUCUCGAUUUCCUGGAUUUCUUGUUGUUCUCGUUCAUAUCAUCCGUAGAACUAUGUACACUCACGCCAACAGUACCGCAUGAACCAUUUAUAUAUAUAUACCUCUAUCAAUACCAACAACCUAACAACCUGUGUUAAUUAUGUGU
This is a messenger RNA of Marasmius oreades (fairy-ring Marasmius), 627 nucleotides long. RefSeq lists its product as uncharacterized. Bases 47 to 448 code for a protein of 133 amino acids. The transcript is spliced from 4 exons. NCBI's taxonomy places the organism in Eukaryota, Fungi, Basidiomycota, Agaricomycetes, Agaricales, Marasmiaceae. The record is from RefSeq and is a predicted model, not a curated record.